Messenger RNA from Podarcis lilfordi (Lilford's wall lizard), 39197 nucleotides. Lineage: Eukaryota; Metazoa; Chordata; Lepidosauria; Squamata; Lacertidae. The record is from the annotation of a GenBank genome assembly.
GCGCUGAGUGGGCGGGGUGCCGCGGCGGCGGCGGCGGCGCGGCGCUGGCGGCGUCUGCGCGCUGGCGGGCUUGGCUGGUACGUCAGCGGCAGGAUGGCUGUAGCUGUUGACCCAGCAGCAGCAACAGUAGCAGGCUCCGGUGGCGGCUUGGCGGCCCCAGCGGUGGCAGUGGUGGCUGUGGGGCGGGAGGUGGCGGCGGCGGCGGCGUUGGCGGCGGCUUGGUAAGAUGGCGGCGCUGCAGGAAGGGGGCAGGUAUGGCGUGUCCUGCGGCAGAGUCACCCAGGACAACAUCACGGUGCUACAUGUCAAGCUGACCGAGACCGCCUUCCGAGCGCUGGAGAGCUACCAGGGGAGCAAGGUGAGGGGCGCCCCGGGGUCGACGGUCGUCCUCACUCGCCCGGGCUGGGACGCCCGGGAAGGGAAGAGGGACACGCAGCCGGCGCAAGGGGCGUGGAGGGGCUGCUUCCUCGAGGAAUUCCACGCACCCCACUCAUCCCAGGGCGUGAAAUCUCGCCCCACACUCUGCUCUGGGUCCGGCUGAGGAUCCCUUAGAAAAGUCUCCUCUUCUCCCCCCCCCCCUUUCCAUGGGACCGUCUCUCCAUAUGGUUCGUGCCUAUUUAUAGGCAUGGGGGGUGGGAAUAAGAAUACUAAUUCCACAUUCUUCCUUCUCACCAACUUUUGAUCCCCCUCUCUUUUUUCUUUUCCUUCCGCGUAAGGGAAGGGAAAAAAAAGUUUUGCGGGGCAACAAAUGCCCCCAGCUGCCCUGUAUGUAUGUACCUCACACAGAAGGGAGGAGGAGGAGGAGGUUGGCCGUGGCAGAGGGCGAUCCUUUGAAAAUGGCAUUUACACAAGAAAGUCAUUUUUCUCGGUGUCGGUGCCAGCUAGUGCCUCUGGAGCUGGCCGUGACCGGAGCCAGCCGUUCCCAGAUGAGGCCGAUUCUGCUGAGCUGUCAUUUAUUUAUGGGCUUAGUUCUUCUGCCUGCUGAUCUCGCUCGCUCUCCCUCCCCGGGGCAGGGAGAGAGGGAUGGGCUGAGCUUUUCCCUAGGCCCAGCUUCUCAGCCUGCCCACCCCGAAAAUGUGAAGUGGCCCUGGUUGUUUUUUUAAAGGGACAAUGGCAACUAUGACAGUUUUAUUGUACAUCUUUAUCAUGCUGUCAGGAAAACUGUUUCUCACUGUCUUCCUGUGUCCCCCACCACCAAUACCUUGUCCCUCUCCCACCCCCAUCCGUAACAGCUGCCUUGUGAGAAAUCCUGAUGGGGACAAGUUCCACAGCACAUUCCAGUGGUAACAGCAGCUGUAUAAAUUGUUCAGCACAUUGGGGAUAAUGUAGAAAUAUUUUAAAUCGGUUUAUAUCUGGAUUGUGUUCCCCUUUUCAUUUAUAUUCUGGGGAUAUGUUGGAUUCAUGCAAUGUUGUCUUUGUUUGGGGGUUUAACACCCUACACCCCCCCCAAAAAAAACAGCAUAGGGGAAGGGCAUUUUAGACUCAGGGGAAUGGGUCAGUUAAAAAGAACAUAUGAUAGAUCUCUCCCUGUCAGGCUUCUCUUGCAAAAGUAGGGGACAGGAGAAUUGAUAGUCUUCUUUAGUUUUUCCUUACUGUAGCUUUCCAUUGGAAACUUGAGCCUCCGCUUGUGUUUGUUCAGGGCACAUUAAAAGUGGCUAUAUGUCCCAGCAAGGAGGAUUAAGCUCUAAUUAGCUGGUGUUUUAACAUGGAAUUUCAAAUUAAAUGUUGCUUGUCUCAUUUUUUCCCCUAAGGCCCAUUUGUUACUCUCUCCCCUCUCCCUUACUGUUCUGAGAAAUCUUGGAGGAUUGUUACUUUGAGUACAAUGAAUCCCAAGAAAAGGUGCUGAUCGACUCUUCUUUUUUCUUUUCUUUUCUUUAAAAAAAAUAAAUUCUAUGUCUUUUGUAGUGCCAGCAGGCUUUCUUCCAAAAGAUUUCCUUUGAAACAGUUCUAGGAGCAAUUCUUAAAAGAUAAGCCAGGAACAUACUAAAACCAGACAGAAUUUAAAUAACAGGUUCUUGACAGACAACAGUCUCUCUUCUCAGAGUCUCAGUGCUGCUUUCCUUAUGUAGUUCUUCAUGUAAAAAGAUGACUCAGACAUGGUUUUCCCAGAAUUGACCUCCAAAUUGUGCCUUUUCUUAUGACUAAUGGUUGUUUUUCAUAAUAAGUAGGUGAAUCUAAAAUAGAGUAAGCGAGUAAGCUUCCUUCACCGAGUUUGCCCCUUCUAUUCUAGCGUGUCUGGGCCAUCAUUCUCUCUGCCCCUUAGCCAUUGAACAGUGUAUUAUAGCCACUCUGGGUUUUGUACUGCACAAUUAUGCAGUACAUCAGCUGUUUCCCUUGUUAAACCUGAGUGGAAAUCAUUACUUCUGCCAAAUGAUCCUUCGAAAUCAACUUCAAAUUGCAGCUUUCCACUGCAUAUGUUUCUUGAAGAACUGCAAACUCUUAUUGCUAUGUCAAGGCUGCUCAAAGGCUCAUAUUCUGGAAUGUGAUAGUUUUAAACACUAUUGAUUUCUUCUUUAAAUGUAGAAAGUUGCUUGUGUUCCCCCCCAUAUCUUUUAAUAAUUAAGAAAAGUUAGAAUUUUGGAGUAAGCAGCGUGUGGUUGGAGGUAUAAUUAUUUUUCAUACUCUGUGUUUUUUAAAAAAUAAACUCAUUAACUUGUGAACCAAACUGCUUAUAAAGAAAGUUUUAGAGUAAAUAUCUUCAGAGGAUUUUUUGUUGUUCAGACUUAACCUAAUUAAAGUGAGAUUGAGUUAUAGCAGUUCUUUAAUAUAAAAAAUUGAGUUGCAUAGUAUACCAAUUUUAUGUUCAGUUUUAAAUAUCAUUCUUCUCCUGUCUUGAAACUAACUUCGGUCAAUAUUUAGAACAUAAAAAGUAGUCAUAUUGAAUAAUUUUUGCCUAUUUUGUAGAGUUUAAAGAAACCAAAGGCUUUGUUGAGGCUGAAAUUGCUAGCUUUUAAAAUUCCGUAAUGCUAUAGGUCUCCAUAAUGUAAGACAUAUUACUUUUGUGGCACAGAAUAAACUGUUUCUGAAGUUGUAAUUGUAAAAUACAUAAUUUUCACAUCAACUUAAUUUCCUAUAAAAUGUAAAAUAUAUAUAAAACUGUAGAUUUGAGUUUAAUUUUAAUCAUUCUUCUGGAGUCUCUUAUGAAUAGGGUCUCAUGUACGUAAUACCUAAUUUAACCUAAACUUAGUGACACUCUUGCAUGUUACAACACAUGACUAUUUAAAAUUUGUGCUGAGUUCAGCUAGUCUGCAUUUUGUAGGUAAAUGCAUCAUCGAGAAAGAUAAUUGCCCUACUGUUGUAAAAUCAAAUGUGAUUAACUUAAAAACAGGAGCCUAGCUGCAACUUUUUUAGUGAUUUAGAAUGUGAAAUAUCAGUUACAUAAGAAUAAAUAUAAUUUAAUUUCCUGGAGUUUACUUUACGUACAGAAUUAUUGUGUGUAUACAGAUGUUAUUUACCUAUAAUUGAGAUAAAUAAAAUUUGAAGUAACAAAGCUAGUUGCUGUUUCCUUGUCUGGUAAAAUAUUACUGUGCAAAUAUGUUCAAAGUAAGUUCUGCAAUAUGCAACAUACCGGGAAUUUGUAACAGAAGAGAAAAGUACUUGUCCACCAUUUGAUCAGCUGCCUGCAGAGUCAUAAAGUAGCUAUUAAAGUGACAGUUUGAUGAACAAAAGUCAGUUUGGCUUUUAGCUUGCCUGCAUUGGUAAUCUUCACCAGCUUUCCCUAUGCCCAUUUCCCUAAUUAAUUAAACAGCAAAACAUCUCUAACUUGAACAGUUCUUCCAGCCGUCCAAAACACAGGGAAAUUUGUAGUUAAUUUCUUUUUAUUCUUGCUAUAUCACAGUAAUUAGAUAUUAUUUUCAUUGAAUUCAUCCAAAAAGCACAGGGCAGUUUUACAAUAUGAAAACAAAACAAUACUUGCCAUAAUAACAAAAACAAUAACAAGUGCACACACAUACAAUUUAAAAAGCCAUAGGUUGUUUAAUUAGCUAAAGGCCUGGGAGAAGAGGAAUGUUUUUGCCUGGCAUUUAAAAAUAUGUAACAUGCAUGAAUAACCUCCUGAAAAAUAAAUUAAUUAAAAUAUUGUAAGAAGCCAUACGCACUGUGUAAGGGAUUUAAGAAAUAUUAUCUUCAAAUGCUUAUAGUCAUAAACAUGAUGUGGGUGCAAAGCAUUUGCUGUGUAAUGUAUGUAUCAUUUAUAGGUACUGUCAAAACAUUUAGCUAAGCUGAAACGUCAUAUAUGCAAUAAAAUCUUAUUAUGGUAGAAACACAUCUUGUACCUUUUUAAUCAGAUCAUUCCAGCAGCCUGUCUUUUUAUUUUAUUUCUUUAGUUUGAAUAGGAAAUUCAGAAUAGUUCAUGAAGUGAGUUCUUCAGAGGACCAGAUUGGCUCCCGCUGCAGAUCGGUGAUCAGACUUUGUAUAACUGCUUACAAGCUGGCACUAUUCUGAAUGUGAUCACUCUCUUGAAGGAUGGCCUCACAACUAAUACUGCAGGAAUCUGAUUUGUGUCAAGGCCAGCUUUUUAUGUGCCCAUAAAUAACCAGUAGGAACUUUGGGGUCAGGGCAGGUGUUAAUAGUUCUUCUAAUCUACUAAAAGUCUGAUCACUGUGCUAGUCCCUUUUUCUCUUCACAUAACAUUUUUAGAAUUGUAACACUUUAAUAAUGUUGAUGUCAAGCUUUGGUGCUUGUUGCUGAUUAUUUACUUCAUAUAAAUGCUCCUAGGGUGCCCUUCAUCUACAGAGAUACCUGGAUGGCAUACAAAGGUUAAUUAAAAAAAUUAAAACAAUACAGUACUAUGAAAGAUAAAACAACAACAUAAAAACAAUGGAGACAGUUUUAAAAGCAAGCAACAGGCUGGAUACUGAUCAACUUUAAAACUUUGGACUUUAAAUUGCCCAGGCAAAUAAAUGAGUUUUAACCUGGCGCCAAAAUGAUUGUACCAUUGUGUCAUGUAGAUCCUUUGGGUUCAGGCAACUGGCUUAUUAGUAUAUAAACUCUACAUGCAAAAGUCUUAAGGUGACCCUUUUAAUACAAGUUUGGGGGUGGUGUUGCACUUUGUAAUAUAUAUCGUUCUUCUAGGUUGAUUAUGGAGCACCUAAAAAUAUACUGAGAGCUUUACAAAAGGUAAUACAGACAGACCUCUGCCCAAAGCAGCUUACAAUCUAAAAAUAAAUAGGCAACAGAGUACAGGAAAAUGAAGGGAAUUGUGAACAAUUUUCAUUUAAUGAAAAUGAGCUGUUUUUCAUUUAAUGCCUACCUAUGUAACACAGUAAGAAUACAGUAGUUUUAAGGCAACAGAAUUAAGCAAUCAAGCUGUGGCUGAUUUUUAUUGUAUAGUUUUUCAAUAUUUAAUAUGUUGCUAAUAUGUAGGUAGUUUGACAUUUCACACAGGUCAAGGUUUGCAAAAUGUUUUCCCAUUUCCACUCCUAGGCUGAUGUCUUCAUUUUUCUUAAUCAAAAAGUUAUUUGAGUUAUUUGAGUUCCUAAUCAACUCAAGUGAUGUAACACACCCCUUGAAGCAUCAAAUAUAAUUACAGUUUAUAUUGUGAAUCUGAAUGGAAUAGAGUCUGAAAACUCUAAACAAGCAUACUUGAGUUGUCAUUUCAUAUUUAACAAAUAUUUGAAUAUGCUUCAUGAAUUUAAGAAUUAUAACGAAAGUAUAUUUUGUACUGUUGUGCUUUCCUCAAAACAUGCUCCACUGAACACAGUGAGCCUUAUUUCUGAGUAAGCUAUAGUAUUGCUUGUGUUGAAAUUAAACAUGCGUAGAAGAAGAUUAAGAAAAUGAAGGUGGAAGGAGGUACCUGCUUGACGCACAAGGCAUUUAGCAUCAGCUGUCUUAGCAAGCACAUACAUUUCUGGAAACAAAUCUGCAAUGCUUCAAGUCACUAUGAAACUGAUGCAGAUAUUGGUCUUGUUUGACUGUGACAUUAAACUCCAAAUUAGUGUUAUGCAAAAGAAUCUUAUUUCAUCAAGUCUCUUGUACAGCAGGGAGAGGGGAGCCAAAGCUUUCAUUUUGAUUUUUAGAGAAAUUCAUUUUAGUGUUUGGUUGAAUCUGGACAAACUCUGGUUAGCCAAGCUAUGGUUUAUGGAAAUAAGCCAACUUCAAGCCAUGGUUUAUUAAGUUGACUUGUUUCAAUAAAAUAUAGUUAAAAGAUGAACCACAGCUUGAGGCUCAAACAUAAUUAUAAAAUGCAGUUAAUUGAAAACUUCCCUGAAAGCUUCCAGUCUCCUUAUGGCCACAGCAUAUAUAAUAGGGCAGUGCACACGCUUGAAGAUUUUGAAUCUCACAUAAACCAUAGUUUAUGCAUCCAUACUAGAGCAAUGAAUAGUGAGGUGCUUGUUGAGGAAUGCAAAUAUGUACAGAAGAGUUGCUCUUUUUAAAAUGACUAUUCCAUGGCAUAACCAACUGCAGAACUAGAACCUAAACUGUUUUGUCAUUAUACAACCUAAUUUCAGUUGUUGGCAGUGUUUGUUGAGGUGUCUUGGACUUGUCCACUGAGGUGCUUUUAGAUUAAAGCUAAGGAGCUCUUUUCAGUUUGAAGGCCACAUUUCCUCCUAGUCAACCUCAAAUAUUUCUACACAACCCCCCCAAGCAUAUCCCUCCAUCCAUGCAACAAGGAGGUAUUAUCAUCAAGCAGACAAAAGGGCUGAAAUGAGUUAGGGCUUAAAGCAGAGCUGGCAAAGGGUGUAGCCCAGGAAAAGAGGGUGUAGCUUGGGGAGAGUUGCAAAGACCAGAUAAAAAGGUCUAGAGGGCCACAUUCAAUCCUGGGCCUGAGUUUCCCCAUUGGUGUUGCAAAAACAAUUGCCUAAGCUGCUAAAUUAGUUUGAUGCAACAUUGUCAAAACCAAAUCUAGUUAGGUUUUGGUUGUUGUUACAAAACAUCAAAUAGAAAGAUCCAGCUAUAUGAACCAUUUUGAGCAAUUUGGGAUUGGGCUGUAGAAAUUCUUUUCUUCAGUUCCUCUGCCUUUUUAUGGCCUAAAGCCGAGUAUUGCAACAGUAAAGCUGUAAUUCAUCUUAUAUGAGGCACCAUCAAAUUAGAUCUUUAACAAUUAGUAAAGUAUCACUGUUUUUGUCGCUUUCUGCAAAGCAUGUUCAGUAUCCUUACAAUAAAGCCAUUCAUUCAAUUUUAUUGUAUUUGGAUAAUUUCCAAAGGUUCCAUUCGCAGUCGUAGGUUUUUCUUGUACCAAAACAAAUUGGGAAUAGCAGACGACUUUUUGUUUGUAUAUAUUAAAUAAGCCUGCUGAAAGGUAACAAACCAUUCACUAUUAAAUGCUUUAAAUGCUAUUCAUAGUCUGGUCCCGUCCCCCCCCCCCGGAAUUAGUGGAAAGGGAUAUGUGUCCCACAGUUGUGCCUUUUUUUAGUUUUUUGUGAAGAACUUUACCUGAUUCAUUCUGUUUUCAUUUUUGUGGGAUCUAAUGCUUUCCCAGCUAAGUUAGCUGAAUCAAAUUACAUUUGUGUUAGACCAGCUGAGAUAAAGAUAAUGGGUGAUGUUCAGUGUGGCUAUUCUGCUAAGGAGAGAGAAGGCGAGGAAGUGCUUUUCUGCUGCAGACCCCUGAAAGCCUAUUCAGAGCAGUGGAGAUGGUCGUGCAGGGGGCUUCGGAGGGCAGAAGGAAUGACUGAGAACUGUUUUCCCUUCACUUACAUUAGUUCCACUUGUUGCUGCAAGUGGAACAACAUUGUUUCAUUCAGAGCGCAUACUAUGGGUGUAAUGCUAAGCCAUGGUUUAGUACUACAUGAAUGAGCCAUGGUGGGCUUCAGCCUUGCUCCCUCUUCUUCUUUCCAUGAAGCUAGAAGGCGGACCCAUGUUUUGAAGUUGCCUUUAUUUCAAACUGACCAUAGGUGGGGAUAAACCAUAAUACUGGGUUUGAGUGUAGUGGAAGUCAGGGUUCAAGAAAACUAAAAGUGAGUACUGCAGAAGUCCUCUUGACAGCAUGGGAGGCAGGGAUGGGCAGAAUGCAGAAACCCAAGCCUUGCUGCAACUCAUUCCUGUAACACCAAGCCAUGGUUUGACAUUGCAUCUGACCCUAGUUAAUGCCAUUUCAGAGAUCAGACUUAAUGUGCAUUAACCACUGAUUCUUUGUACAAUAAUUACAAGCAUGAACAAAAUACUUAAGAUGAUUGUUGAAGUAGCUUUGAUUUUUUUCUUUUCUUUGAGAGCUCAUUGUUCCUUGUUCUUCUUUAGAAUCUGGUUCCUUCUCGACCUUCCAUCCAAUUUCAAGGACUCCAAGGGGUGAGUAUUUACUUUUUUAAAAAAAUAACUAUUAUCAUGUUAACAAAAGCUUCUCUCUUCUGACAUGUGUAGUGCCUCCAUAAACUGACUUUCUGGGAUAUGUGAGACGAGCACUCUCAGAACAGAGUGACAUAAAACUUAACAUGUGAACAUGUUUGGAAGAAACAGGGAGGGAAGACAUUAAUAUAUGGAAAACUGAAAUAUGUGAAAGUGCAUUUUUCAUAGUUACCUAAUAUUUUUGCUAUAAUGUUUUUCAUUAACUUUUUUGGAAAUGUGGAAGGAUAGACUUGGGAGGGAAGAUGUAUAGAGGCUUUUCCUUAGUAUGACAGAGAAGUUUUGAAGUCUAAGGCAAACAGAAGGGACAGGGAGGAAAGCUUUUAAGUAAUCUUGCUUUUAAUGAUAUUGAGUGUUAGACUUCUAAAAGUGCAUAUUUAGUAUACAUUACUAAAGGCAAAUCUGGGUCAGGUCAGUGCUUGGAUUGGAACUUGGGAGCCUUAAGUAUGUCUUUCUGGACGAAAGGUGGAGUACAUAUACAUGCAAUAAAUAAAGGUGUUUCCUGAAGUAAACUGGUCUUACGGUCAGUGUACUUACUAUUCUAAACCACCAACAUUGCUCUAAAUGCCAGUUUGCUUUGGACUCUCCUAGUCAAGUGAUGGAAGGGGGAAAAACUAAAUUAAAUAUGAAGGCAAGACACGGGGAAGAUUUAAUAGGUGUGUUUGCUAGAAUUCAUGACACUCCAGUUUCAAUAUAAAUUCUAGGCUGAGAAGUGACAGCUCAGUUGUUGGUUAUUCAGUGCUUCGGGGUUGGGAGCAUGGGGCCCUUCAGACAUUGUUGGACAAUAGCUCCCAUCAACACUGCCAGCGGUAAGGAAUGAUGGGAGUUUUAGUCUAACAACAUCUGGAGAGCACUAUGAUGGCUACCCCUGGAUAAGUCAGGUGGCUUUCUCUGAUCUCUGGGACUGGUUGUUAACAACUACUACAACAAUACAGGCCAUAAUUUUAAACAGACUAGAGGGCAUUCUUAUAUUGUGGUACCUUGGGUUAUGAACUUCCAGAGGUCCGUUCUUAACCUGAAACUGUUCUUAACCUGAGGCACGCUUUCGCUAAUGGGGUCUCACACUGCCGCCGCACAAUUUCCAUUCUCAUACUGGGGCAAAGUUUGCAACCCAAGGUACUACUUCCAGAUUAGCGAAGUUUGUAACCCAAAGUGUUUGUAACCCGAGAUGUUUGUAACCUGAGGGACCACUGUAUUAUAACUGUGGCUGCUUCAUGUGAUUACCUCUUAUAAUAGGUAUGAACACUUGGAAAAAUAAGGCAAUACAAAAUUGAAUUCUUUGCUGGCAAUAUCUAGAAACUCUGUAUGAAACUCUGUAGAUUUUGUGAAUUUGCAUCUUAAAUUUUAGCAUGCAAAGCCACCACUGCUCUGCUUCUCCAUAAGCCACUAGACUGUUGGGAAGUAUUUUCUUUCUUUGGUUCAUCUUAUCUUAAAUUUUGGAUUGAGUCUGAAGUUGACUUUUCUGUCCGUCUCUCUGCUUGCACAUCUGGUUACUGUUUAACCACAUUGGUUGGUUAGCUGAACUAAGCAGGCCGCAGUACCUAAAUGCCUUCCUCAGAAUCGGCAGACUUACUGAUGAUCUAUUUACAAAGAUGAUGCCAUCUGCUAUUUUACAGCCUUCAGAGUUUCAUUAGGUUUAAAGCCAGAUUUUGAAGACUGGACUGCCCUGUAUAUACCCAAAUAUUGGAAGUCUAAGAACAACUGAAGAGGUUAAGUACAGUGGUACCUCUGCAUGCAAACGGGAUCCGUUCCAGAGCCCCAUUCGCAUCCUGAAGCGAACGCAAUCCGCAUCUGUAUGUGCGCGGGUCGCGAUUCACUGCUUCCGUGCAUGUGCGUGACGUCAUUUUGAGCAUCUGCGCAUGCGCGAGCAGUGAAACCCAGAAGUAACACGCUCCAUUACUUCCAGGUCGCCGCGGAGCGUAACCUGAAAACACUCAACCUGAAGCACAUUUAACCUGAGGUAUGACUGUAUUUAAGAAUACAGUGGUACCUCGGGUUACAUAUGCUUCAGAUUAUAUACACUUCAGGUUACAGACUCCGCUAACCCAGAAAUAGUACCUCGGGUUAAGAACUUUGCUUCAGGAUGAGAACAGAAAUCGUGCUUUGGCGGCGCGGCGGCAGCACGAGGCCCCAUUAGCUAAAGUGGUGCUUCAGGUUAAGAACAGUUUCAGGUUAAGAAUGGACCUCCGGAAUGAAUUAAGUACUUAACCCGAGGUACCACUGUAGUAACUAGAUACAGUUCCAAUGUUGGUUCUGUUUCGACUGGCAUGGAUUCCUCUCAGUGGUAGAUAAGAUACAUCUGAAGAAUUUCACAUACUAUUUGUGAGUCAUACCAAAUAUUAUAUUUGGCAAUGCCACUUCUAAAAUGGUGGUAAUGUAUAAAGAAACUUCAAAAAUUAAAAACUUUUUGAAAAUUACACCUUCUGCUAUAUAAUUAAAGAAGUGAUGUGUGAAUCUCCCUUUAACAUGGUGACUAAUAAACUACUUCAUUUUUGCUGGUAUGUCAGCCCCUAGCCAUCCAGUUUAUUGUGCCUGGCAGAAAUAUAAGGAAUGUUGCCUUUCUCUUGCCAAAGGAUAUACUUCUGAAAAUUUCUUUACUGACCUGAAACAGUCCGUAGCAUAUUCACGGCGUGUUGCUACCCCUCCCUUUUUAAAAUGAAUAUCAGUCUGUCUAGUGCAGCAUUGUCUUCAUUGACAAGCAAUGACUUUCCAGCGUCUCAAACAAGGUGGGAUCUUCUUACAGUUCUCCCUGGAAAUGGAAAUUUAACAUAACACACUCCGCCACUAAGCUGUGGCCUCUCCCCAUCUCAACACAAGCCUGGAUCUAGCCCUAUAUUUAUCUGCUUAGAAGUAAGUUGAGUACAGAGGGUCUUACUCCAAUAAAUGUAUAUAGGAUUACAGUUAUACAUGGAAGGUUUCCAUACUCUCUUCCUCCUAUGCCAUUUUGCAUUUUUGAAGAGAACAUACACACACACACACAUAUUCCUAUGUACAGUGGUGCCCCGCAAGACGAAUGCCUCGCAAGACGGAAAACCCGCUAGACGAAAGGGUUUUCCGUUUUUGAGUUGCUUCGCAGGACGAAUUUCCCUAUGGGCUUGCUUUGCAAGACGAAAAUGUCUUGCGAGUCUUGAGAUUUUUUUUCGCUUUCCCCCCCCUUUUUCUAAGCCGCUAAGCCUUUAAUAGCCUUUUAGCAGCUAAUCCGCUAAGCCGCUAAUAGGGUUGCUUCGCAAGACGAAAAAACCGCUAGACGAAGACACUCGCGGAACGGAUUAAUUUCGUCUUGCGAGGCACCACUGUAGAUGUUAUUCAGAGGGUUGCCGUGGGGAUGAAGGAAUGGAAAGCUUUCCUCCCUUAUCAUUGGAUCCAAGCCAUUGAUAUUAAAAGGGGCAAUACAUCAAUUCAGUCAUCUAAGCCCAUUAAUAUCUACCAUAUUUUGCAAAGUUGUUCUUUUACUGUGCAUUUGAACACCCCUUAAGGUGUCAUAACCAAAUUGUGCAUGAUGAUUCCCAAGAUCAAGGAGCAGCUUUUUGUUUCUGCUUGGAUACAGUUGGGUACCAUUUUGAAUCAAAAUGAUGGACUGCACAAUUGAAAACUCUACUGCCUUUAACCAUUGAUUAAACUGCACUGAUAGCAGGAGUGUAGAAUUCCAGUGCAAUACUGGGUACAAAACUGCUAGUUCCAAAUAAAAAAUGUUUCCAGGUGGUGUCUAGGUCUGGUCUUCAGCAAGUUGCCCUAGAGGACUGGGGCAGACAGGCACAUAGAGUUCUUCCCUAUAUGCUCAGUCCUUGUUGCAUGGAUGGUAAUGCCUUAGAGUGCAGAGAAUUACAGGAACUAGAAACAUUUCCUUAUAUAUGUUAUGCCCAAAUUGUAUGGGAGUUUGUAAGCAAGCACAUUUAGUUGCUACUUAUUCUUCCUUGUUUCUGGAAGACUUCAGUGACUAUGCAGAGAACUUGAACCUUUAGGAAAAUACCUUAGGAAGCAAAAAGAAAAGAGGUCCUUGGAAAGAAUUUUCCAAAUAUGCAAAUUCUCAAUUAAGUUACCUUAAUGCUAAAUUAUCUCACUUACAAUGUGUUAUUUUACAGACGCAAUUUUUCCAUUUGGUUGUAGUCAUAUCAAAUGCCACUUUAUGGCAUCUCUGAUUUCCAGGAACACCUUUUGGGGAGGCAGAAGGAGCUUAAUUGGGAAGGGGGCUGAAAUGCCUUCAUGUACUCAUGGACUGUGCCCUCCCCACCUUAAUUAAUUAUUACAUUUACAUCCCAUUUUCCUUGGAGGAAAAAGGAGGUCAAGGUGGCAUACAUGGUUUCUCUCAUUUCACAGUGUUAUCCUCCGAAGAACCCUGUGAGGUAUUUUAGCCUAAGACAGUGACUGGCGCGAGGUCACCCAGUGAACAUCAUGACUGGGUUGCAGCCAACACUCUAAGCAGUGCACCACAUUGGCUAUCAUCCAUAAUACUUUAUAAUUAUAAAUAUUACAGGAGCAAAAUCAGAUUUAACCCCAAAGAUCAAUAUAUUGAAGAACCUGUUUGAAUGUAAACCAGUAGGUGCAACUAUUUAUUUAUAAAUCUGUUUAUAAAGACAUCUUUAUACCACCUUUUGGUCCCAUUAAAAAACCCUAUUAUCAUAGAAAGAGCAGUCUGCAAUAGUAAUAUUGAAUUGAAUUGAAUCUAAAACACACAUAGACUUUUUGGAAAAAGAACACACAUGCAAGAAAAAUAUUUCAGUUGGGAAUACUGCAUAAAGGUUCCAAAAUGAAGAGCCACAAGCACAGAGAACUAUGCAACCACUGUUGUAGUAGUUAUAUUCUCAUAGAGUAGAUUGAAGCUGACAUUCAGAAGGCUCCCAGACCCUGCCUUCCGCUCCAAUAAAAGCCCCAGCAUAUCUGCAUCGUGAGGGGAUUCUGAGUGAAAUCUUUUUGCCCAACACCCCAAAGAAGGGGUCUUACUCCACACCCAAUUUCUGUUUCCCCAAAGGAGAGGAGCAGCCAGGGUGAACCUACUGUGUGUCUCCCUUCUCCUGCUUCUGUUUAGGGCACGUGGUUGUUUAGGGCACCAACAGGAAAACUGUUGGUGUGAUACGCCAGGUAUGGAAGAAACCCUAGAUAGAUCACUCUAGUUGGACAUAGACAUCAUCUUUGAACUAGAUCCCCUUUGCUUAAUUUAUUUAGACAUUUUCUAGUGUUGCUUACCUAUUCAAAAAUACUUGCUCCAUAAGAUAUGCCUUUGUAUAGUGGGCCACAUGACAGAGUGUCUCCCCCCCCCUUUUUGUAUACAUUAUCUGUGCUUGCACAGUACAGUACUUUAUAAUCUCUACUAGAAUACAGUAUCAGUUGCAGUCAGUGGAACAGCAUAGCUGCAUUAUGCUGGCCCCAUUAUGCUUUUGUACAAAAGCUGUUGAUAGAAGUUGCUGGGUCCUCAGAGUGAUUUUGAAGCCAACUUCAGUAGCAGGGUUACUUGUGAACCCACUGGAAUGUUUGCUGUAGUGGGCAGGUAUCAAUGUUUGUAUCAGCCUCAUUUUCCUUUCUUGGAUCUCUUGCCGUUUACCUUUUGACAAUAGCAACAGCUACAGAGCAAGAAAGAAGAUGCAAUUAAAGUCCUCACCCCAUUGAACUUCUGUUGGAAAUACCUAUCUAAUUAGGCUUAUAAUUCCAUGAAAUACUGGCCUAUAAUUCUAUGACGUGUACUGCAUUAAUGAAAAAUACUUUAAAAAUGAAGUAAUACUGUUGACAUUUAUGCUAUUCAAGAUUUGGACCAUAGUUAUCCCUAUUUUAUCCUAACUAUAUCUUCAGUUCUUAUAAAGAAGAAAACCCUAGCAACUUUAGCUUGACACCAGAGUGGACAUAUAAUAUGUCAAGUCCAAAAUGGCCCUCUGGACCCAAAUGAAAUAUUCUGGGUUUGUAGAUAAUGCUGAGUGGCCAAGCUGCCUGGCAUCGCUACUGCUGUGUCCUAUGGCCAAUAAAUUUGGAAGAAGUCUGUUGUGCCUGCAUUUAUUCAUUUAUUUAUAUUUAUUAAAUUUGUAUACCACCCUUCAUCUGAAGAUCUCAGGCAGUUCACAGCAUAAACCUACAUGAUCAAAAUACAUAAUAAAAACAAGAACAAAACAAUUACACCCCCCCUUGUGUGUACACAUGAGAUUAUUGAGACUUUGAAUGUAAAUGAAUUAUGUAAAGGUGCAUUUAGGGCUACUAUACCUUGCAAGAAAUGUCUAGUUUGUUGUAUGCCUUAUUAUGGAUUAAUAAACCAGUGAAAGGAAAAUAUAUUGUGAACUCUAAAAUAUUUCUAUGUGUAGCAAUAUUUUUGCUUGUGCUUUUGUGAUUAGAAUGCAGUUCUUUCUUAGACUCAGUGUGUGGGAUAUAGUGUUAUUCAUACGCAGAAUAAAUCUAUUGAAAUCAGUGAACUUCACUCCAUUGAUUUCGGAAGAUCUACUCUAUGACUUGGUUGGAUAUCACCCAGUGGGUGUCCCUUUGGCAAGUUGUCAUCUUUCAGUUGCAUCUGUUACAUGAUAAUAAGCAGCUGACAUGUCAGGUCUGCUGUAUUAUUCACUGUAUUAAUGAUCAGAUAUGGUACUUUUCCUUAAAGUAAGCAUUUCUGAGUCUUUUUUUAAUUGCUUUUUCAGCUUGUCAAGAUUCCCAAAACUGAUCUCCCAAAUGAAGUGCAUACCUUUAAUUUCUAUUUGUCAAAUGUUGGCAAAGAUAAUCCUCAGGGAAGCUUUGACUGCGUCCAGCAAACUGUUUCAAGGUAAUGUUUAUGAAAGGGAAAUGAAAUUGUUUGUUUUUAAUUGCUGCUAUGAUCUCAAGAGUAAUUGCAAUGAACUAUUGAUGAGGAAUCCCUCUCCAAAUUUAAACAUUACUUUAAAAUGUGCUACAAUAUGCUGCAGAAUGCAGUUACCUGUCUGGGAAAUAAUCUUGUUGAGACUUAGUGUUUGACAAAAAAUGUCACUUCUUUCCCUUCUGCUAUUUGAUAUGAAGUCCCUUCCACUCUUUAUCCUAUAAAUGUGCCAAAGUAUCCUGUCCAAUUUACAUUAUUGAGUUUCUUUCUACCAGGCAUACACAUGUGAUGCUUAGAGAUGAUCCACGGUGCUCACACAUUUAAUAAAGAGCAUAUAGAAAGAGCUGUUUACUUUUGUUACUCAGCCUGCUAAAUAUGGCAGAUGCACCCAGGAUACUACUGAUGAAUCAUGCCUUUGCUAUAGAAUGGAAUGAAAGGAAUGUUAAUAUGUAUUCUUGGCACAAUUGCUUUGUGUGUAUUAUAGAAAUUUAGUUCAAAUUUCUUUAAGGCUACAGCCUCUUGGAAACGACUUAUUGUGGCUUCUUCUGUAGGCACCAGAAUAUUUAAUCUAAUGAUCAGUGGGGGGUUGAACAGAUAAGUGUCUAUUUAGGCACGUUUUGCCUUUUUGUAAAUUCUUGAUCUUGAAGCACCUGUAAAUAUUACUAUGAGUUGGUGGAAUAUGGAGAAGUCCGCACUUCUAUGUAUAUAUACUGAUUUCUGAGUAAAAAUGUUUAGGAUCAUUUUUGUAAAUUUUAAGUGUCAAAUCUAGUUCUUAAGUCUGGCUCAAAUGCCUCUUCAUGAUGGGCAGCUAACUAAAAACGUUGGCCCAGUUCUGCUAAACCAUAGGUUAGCUAUGUGCAGAAUCAGAGAGGAGCUGCUAUGAGUCUCGGGCUCUGGCUCCCACUCUUCUCUCUUCAUUCUAUAAAGCCAAGUGGAAGAAGAGUUCCUCAACCCUGACUUUCAGUCACCAGGGAGGAAUGAGCAUCGUGUGAGACCAAGACUCACGGUGAAUCUAUCCUCUUUAUACACAGAGCACUUAACCAUGGUUUAGCAUUACGUACAAACUAGACCACUAAGAAUUGUCUAGGAUCAACAACAGGAGAGGACUUUUGUUUUCUAGCCCUGAUUAUGGGGUGUCCUGAGGCAUCUGAUUGGCCAAAACUGGAUGUUAGACUGAUUCAAUUUUUGAUCUGAUCCAUCAAGGCUGCUCUUAAUUUUUUCACCAUAUUCAUUGCUUUUGCUUUAAGAAAUCAAUUCAUUUCACUUCCCUUCUGCAGUAUAUUUAUAUAAACCACUAUGCUGUUUUAUGUUGUUGCCUGAGUUCUCUGUUACAAAAACAUCUAUUACAGAUUUAUAUACAAAACUGGCAAACAGAUGAAUAUGUUACAGUCCAUAACUUGGCUUUAAAUGACCAGAAGGAAAUAAAAUAGUAUCUUUUCAUACUUAGUUUUGCUAUAUCUUUGCAUCUACAUCCAAAUGUUUUAAAUAAGGAUUUUUCCCCCUCAUUAUUGCUUAGUACCGGAACUUCCCAGCUCAGUUGCUUGGGGUUUAUACAGGACAAAAUCACAGUAUGUGCAACAAAUGAUUCUUACCAAAUGACUAGAGAACGUAUGACCCAAGCAGAAGAGGAGUCUCGCAAUCGAAGUACAAAGGUCAUAAAACCUGGUGGACCAUAUGUAGGUAUGACUGUCUUCUUCUUUUUUUCUCCCCCUCUGUAACAGCCUGAUGCUAACUGUUGUAACGGUUGAAGUAUAACCUGUUGGUUUCAGUGAACCUUACUGCUAUGUAAACAUAUAUAGGACUGCAACGUUCAUACAUUGCCUUUUUUUUUUUGAAAGCAUCCAUAUGGCACCAGAAUACACUGUUUGAGAGGAAACGAUGGUUGACAUUUGUGCUAUGGGAAUGACUAUCUGUUAGUGAUGUAUCUCUUGAUCCUGAUGGCAUCAUGUCAGGUUCAUCUGAAUUCUGCUGCUGGAUACCAUAGUUACCGUUUGAACAAUAAUUUUAAUGCAUUUCAGGACUCUGCAGAUAUAAGUUGCUGUUUUAAUAUCUUUCUGAUUUUAAGGAGUAGAACAUUAGUAUCUUAAAAUCAUAGAACUGGAUUUAGAAGGGAUCUCAGAGGUUAUUUAGUUCAGUGUCCAAAUUUAUGUUGGAGGCAGUAUUUUAACAGGAUUUUAGAUGGCACUAGCAGCUACAGUGUACAGUGAUGGAAGAGCGAUAUGAAGAAGAGAGAUUAAUUGAGACACCAGUUUUGCCAAUUUAUAUUCUGUCAGAUGUGUUAAAUAAGUUAGACCAUAUGCAGAGAUACUUUGACCCAGACAUUUCUGUGUGCAUUAAAAAAAAUGUAUGUCCAGUGUCUGCAGAAGUUGUGCCAGCUGAAGUUUUUGACAGCUGCAGCUGACAUACCAAGUGCGUAGGUAUUAAAGCUAGAAUAUUUAUGCUGCUGUCUGCUAGUUCUUAUACCAGUGGUAGCUACAGGAUUGCUAAUGACGGGAAAUGUAAUAAUAGGUGAUUUGGCAUUCAGUUGUUGUGGUAUGACUUCCUUCACAAUCCUAUAUAGGUCUAUUCAGGAGUAAGACUUACUGAAUUCAGUGGGGCUUGUUCUCAAGCAAGGGAGUAUAGGAUUUGUAGCCUGAGUAAAGGAAAAUGGAGAGACUCCAUAUGUAAUCUAUACUAUUUGAUACUCUUUGGUUGUUGGGUAAUGUGCCAGGGAAGGCUCAGCUUCCUGAAGAGCCAUAGAGAUAAGGUAGGACAGAGAAGGAAGGGUCCUUCUCUAUCCUGCCUUAUCUCUAUGGCUCUUCAGGAGUUUGAAGAAACACAGUAGUGAGGAUUAAGCUGCAUAGGCUAAUAGGAAUCAACUGCAGUUAAUUCAUUUAGAUUAGUGCUUUUAAUUUUUUUUCUAUUUUAAUGUUCUGUAGCAGGAAUUCAAGUUGCUGCAUGUUGUAUAUGAGCUUCAAGUUAUCUUUUACUUUAUUGACUUUAGAAACUUGGGUUGUACAUGCUCGGAAUGGCAUUCUUUGUAAUGCGCUGUCCACUUGGCAAAUCAUUAAACGUCUUUUGGAAGAAAAGCUAAAUUUUAUAAAAUUAGCCAAUUUUUUUUUGUAACUCUUAAUUUCUAGUCGCAUUAUUCUUCUUUUAUUGUUUUCUUUGGCAAUCUAUAAGGUAGAUGGCUAUGAUUCUCACUUCACAGAUGGGCAAAGGAUGCCAAAACUCCAGACUUGUUCAUGCAAACAUAUUUUUGCCAAGUGAAACCUAGAGGAAUAGUAAUUUUCUAGCAUUCUCAAGCAAACUGUGUCAUGAUGUAAACAGAUCAUUUAAUCUGUAUUUGCUAUUAGCAGUAAACAUUUAACUUGCAAAGAAUGUUUUGGUUCUGGUGAAUUUGUUGUUUGCAGUAGAUUAGAAUUAGAGAAGCAUUUGGUUCUUUUUUGCAAUAGUAAAAUGCUAGUCAAGUUGCCAAUAUAUUAUAUAAUAACUGGGAAGCUAUUAUGUUAACUGGGAGGAAGCUAUUUCUAAAACAAGAAAAUAACAACCUGAUUUAUGAGAGAACAUCUACUGAAGUGUUAUUACAGGAUGGCUGAAAUAAGAUAAUAGUUUAUUUAAAUAACAUAGGUUUUACCUGUGUUUGGUUAAGUGUGUUAGGUUUUUUAUAAAAAAAAAUAACAAAGGUUUUAGUAUAGCAGUAAUAAAACCAUCUAGUUUUCUGUCUUUUACCUUUAGUUGGCCUCCAAAGCAGUGAGUUUCCUAGUAUAAUCCAGUUCUACAAAACAUUGUCAUCCGCUUUCUCAGCCAGUCACCUCCUAACUCACGACACCAAAGAACUCUAAAAUAGCCAUGUUCCCAAGCAUUAGUAGCUGUUGUUGAAACCACGUCAUCCGUUGUUCAGAUCUGGGGUCUGUGUGUAUGUGGAAGGAGUUCAGGUGGUUUUCAUUAGAACUCCUCCUCCCACACAGUUACCAAGAUUUACAGAAGAGAUGAAGCACUGCAGAACUUUUUUAAAAGGCACAGCUCUUGCCAAAUAAUUUUGAAUGCUUGUGGUGAUGCAAAGCUCUUUUCCUGGAAAGAUACAGCAAAGCUUCAGAACCAAAGCAUGCUAGUUGUGGGUUCUUCAGAGAAACUUCAUAGCAACUAUUUUGACUGGCUGUGGAAAUAACUAGGCAUAUUGGAUCCUGCAAUAUUAACGAGAAACAUAUUUGCUUAUCAUCUUUAGUGGUCUGUCGUAACUCUGUGUGGCAUAGGUUAGAGUGAGCAAUAUCAUAGCGGUCUUUUGUAGUAAUAUAAAUAUAGUUCACCACUUUGGGGGCCUUUGGACUAAAAACUGUAUAUAAAUAAACCAUAUCCCACAAUAAACUUGUUCAAAGCAACCUGGUGAGUUUAGCCAUGUAUGGCUUUGAAUUUGGGCAUUUCACUGACUUGGAAGACUAGUAUCUAUCAGGUGUCAAAAGAUCAAUUAUUUCAUUUAUAGCUGCCAGGAAACUGCUAGUAAAAUUAGAUUGUCUCUCCUACUAAAUUUUGAAUCCAUUUUGCCCUAUUUAGAAUUUGUAAAGCGCAAUAGCAAGGGUACCAGUCAGUGAUCCUUGGACUUAGUUUCAUUAAAAAGAACAGUUGAGAGCAGAGGAUACGGACACACACCAGCAGAAAAUUUAAUACUAGAAGAAAAUAAUACCGACAAAAAAAAGAGAGAGAAUGGUUCAGUUUCAUCAACUAGCACAUAGUGGACUCACCUAGUCUGUUGCACUAGCAGGAUGCCACAGUUAAAUUUUACAGAAUAAAAAGAGAUGGGUUGAUGAUCCCACAAAUUACAUAGCCUUAACAUUGACCAAACUUGCCCGUUGGAAAUAUACUGCAGGGAUUUACUUGAGUCUUAAAUUAUAAGGUAAUGAAAUUAUAUCCACUGUUACCGAUAUUAAUAUAGGCUAUAGGCACAAAGAAGGAACAAAUCUCUAAAACGGUUGGAAAUCCUUUUUUUUUUAAAAAAAUCCCCAAUAUGUCAUAAAAACUUGAGUCAAUGAAUCUGUUUUCUCCAGCAGUCAGUUUGGAAGUAAAUUUUGGGUAACUCGUUUGUGUCUAAGGUGGAGAGAAAUGAAAACGGUUGUUUAUCUUGCAUAUAGGUAAAAGAGUACAAAUUCGGAAAGCGCCACAAAGUAUUCCAGAUGCAGUGCCUGAAAGGAAAAGGUCCACUCCCAUCAACCCAGCAAGUACAAUACGCAAGACGCAUACAAACAACAGUAUUUCUCAGCGGCCAUAUAGGGAUAGAGUGAUUCACUUAUUGGCACUGAAAACCUAUAAAAAACCGGAGCUUCUUGCUCGCUUACUCAAAGAUGGUGUUAGUCAAAAAGACAGGAAUUCCCUUGCAAUUAUUCUUCAACAGGUGAGAUUCUUUGUUUUACUCUCCUAUCCUUUCUCAUGUUUUUGUUUUCAGUGGUUAUGGUACAUAUAUUGCCAUGCUUAAACUAGUGGUGUUAUGCCAAAUUAGUUUUUGGGGUUUUUUGUUUUUCUUUUGCAUAUCUUGAAAAUGCCUCCAGUUUUGCCAACAUCCAUCUAUAUAAAAAACUGCAGGUUUGGGUCUAAACCUAAAGACUCUUGUAACAUGUUCCACAGUGUGGUUUGUGUAAAAGCUCUUGAGAUAAAACUUGUGCAUUAGCUUGCUCAAAUGGGAGGACUACUUUGAAUCUGGGGUCAUAUUUUUCAUGACCAAGCACAUUUAUGCUUGGUCAGAAACAGCACUUGAAUGAAAAAGUGAAGGAAGGCAUCUUUGCUUCCAAGCCAAUGGAUUUAAACAACCCAGUUAAAAAGAGCAUUUUUUUAAAAUUCUCAUUUUAAGACUUGAGAAAACAAACUCCUCAAUAAAUUUUUCUCUUGAUAUUUUAAAGAGGGAGAAUUUUUAUGCUUUAAACUUGAAACUAUAAUGCUUCCUCCCCCCCAGCUAAAUUAAUUUUAUUAGCUGAAGGAGAAAUCUUACUAGGAAGUGAUUAUAAUGGGGUCUUUAAAUUGACAAGAAUAAGAAAAUAGAAAAUAAGACUAAGCUACUUCCAAAAGAAUUUAGAAAAAGCGUGGGCAGAAGAGAACUCUUUUGCUAAAUGCAAGCCUUCAAAGUGGGAUAAUGAAGUAAUUCCAUGCGUGUAAAAAUGUAGACUCUUCUUUCUACAGAAACUACAAGGUAGCUGAGAAGUAUAUUUCAGAAGUCUUGACUGAGUAGAAUAUCUGAAGUUAACUCCUACUGACACAGCAUUGCUGUAUUCCUACUCUCACUGCCAGAGAGGCAACCUGGUUUUUAAGCUAAACAGCAGUUUGCUUCUUCAGAAACUGCUGCGCCAAGAACAAUAAGCAAAGUUCCAGCUUCAUGUGCAAUUCACUCCUGCACAUGCAGAUCUUUUCUUUGGAAUAUAGCCAUCGUUUAGGUAUCUGGGAUACACAGCUAUACUUGAUUGGUGUUUAAAAGUGACCGCAUAAAAUAGUUGAAUAAUUUCAUAUUCGGUUAUCUUUUAAGCACUUACUCAUAUCACUCUAGACACUGGCGGAGGAAGGUGGGUGCGGGGGGGUGGCGCACUGCUCUGGGUGUCAUCCCUGAGCAGGGGUGACAUUCGGUGCUCCACCCGCCCACAACUCGGGACUCCCACGCCUACCGCGAGCCGUUGGGGGAAGGGGGGAGUUGCUGCGCCGCUUUGCCGGUUCCUUGCUCUCCCCUUCCCACUCGCCUGCCUCCUUCCCAUCCUAUCCCCUGCCUGCCUGCUUGCCUCCUCCAGCCAGGAGCAUGGCACAGUAGCUCCCCCCUUCCUCUGAUGGCUGGCAGUAGGCGCAGGAGUCAUGGACGGGCAGCGCACCAUUUCCCCGUGCUCCCGGCUGGAGGAGGCAGACAGGCAGGGGAGAGGACAGGAAGCAGGCAGGGAAGCGGGAAGGGGAGAUUGCGGGAAGUGGGAUCGGUGGGUGCACGCGUGUGGCUAUCCUGCGCCUGGAAGGACACCCUCCACGCCCCUCGGGAACGCUUCCGCCCUGGGCAGUGCGGGCAUAUGCUCCGCCACUGAUUCUAGAAAGUGCAAAGAUUCCAUGGUUUACAUAGGUUUUACGAAUAUGGAAUGUUCUGGUGGAUGGGGCAGUGAUUUAGGGAAGAAAGCAGAUAUCUUAGGCCAGUUGAGAGAUCAGGGUUAGCUAAAAAUUCUGCUUUUCGUUAUCUACGAAGAAUAAGGAAGGAAAUAAAUAUAUGUCUUAAAAAACAAGUGGGAUAAACAUAAGAAAGAACACCAGCUAUUUUGCAGUAGUUUUAGUAACCAAAGCAAUUUAGGAGGAUAAUUAGGUAACGUUAAGGUGUAGAGAAAUGCAGGAUUAGACUAAUAUGUUGAAUUGUACAGGUUAAAACGUAGGAAGGGAAAAUGCAAUGUCGGCCACCUCUUUUUCAGAAUAUAUACAUUCACACAUAUUUCAAUACUGUGUGACCUAGGUAUGUGAUAAUUUGAACCAAAUUUGUGCUUAGGAUGGAAUCUGGAUGUAUUCAGUCAUCAUAUCAGAUCAUAUGUCUGUUUAACCGUAUUUAAUCAUGUGUAUGUAUAUGUUUUGUAUUUAAAACAUUUCUAUGAGUCUGUGUGCAAACACAUACAUUGAAUAAGCAAAACUAUUUUUAACAUGGUAUUUAUAUUCUCUUUAAACUCAUGGGAUAAAUCUAUAUGUAGCUGUUGUGGCUUUUACAUCAGUCUUGCAUGGUACUUACCCAAAUUUUAUCUGUAGCUUAUUUCUUUAAUAAUAUUUCUAUACCACUUGUAUGGUGAUUUACACUUGGCAAAGUUAUUUACAAGAGUAAAUAAUACUAAGAAGCCCAUUCACAGGAAUAAAACUAGGAAGGGUGUAGUGCUGCCAGUCAGGGAAAGUCUGAUUAAGUGGGAUUUUAGGAAGCAGUGGACAAAUCCAACAGUCUGUGCCUCCCAAACAUUGGAGUUGGGGGAAGGCAUUCAAUAGAGUAGGCACCACUGUGGAGGAGACCUGCCUUCAUGGUUUGCUGUGUUGAACACCAGGUUCUGUCAACUUGCUGAUACUGUUUGUAUUUUUAUCUCUUUAUCUGUAGGUAGCGAAUUUGAAUCCAAAGGACAACUCUUAUACACUGAAAGACUAUGUUUAUAAGGAAGUUCAGAAAGACUGGCCUGGGUACAAUGAAAUAGAUAAACAGUCGCUGGAAUUAAUACUCUCCCGGUAAGUUCAAUCCCUUCUUUGUAAUAUGUUGACUUGAAAACAGAAGCUAUUUGCUUCCUACAGAUAAUAACUGCUAGAACAUCGUUAACUUGAUAUUCCUUGUAACCUGGAAUGUGGGUGAUCUUUACAGAAAACUCAAUUCAUCUCAGAAUGUCACCAGCACCGGUCACUUGGAAUCUCCUCUGGGUUCUCAAAAAGAUGCUGCAUCUGCUUCUCCUUCCCAGGUAUUUUAUUUAUCACUCUUUAUACCCUGAUUCAUCCAACAAGGCAACACAUAACAAAUGCUGAGGUAUGUUUGGAAGCUUCAGCUGAGUAGUGGGAAAGAGCUAUGUCAGUGGUAGAGCACACUCACUUGGCAUGCAGAAAGGUCCUAGGUUCAGUCCUGGCAUCUUGUCUGAAGUUCGAAAGAGCUGCUACCAGUGUUGGAGCGUAUGCCCACGCUGCCUGGUGCGGGCAGGGCACAGAGUUCAGGAUUGGAGAGGGGCAGGAAAGCUCCUGCCCAUUCUCCUACUGCUCUCCACCUCCGGGUCAGACGUGACUCGGCAGUGGAGCUACUGCAGCCAGGCACAAGGCACCUCGCAGCCAAGGAGGGUGGGUGGCAGCCGCUCUCCAGAAGUGACCCAGUGGCAGAGCUGCUGCUGCCAGGCGCAAGGUGUGCCGUGGAGGGUGGGCAGCAGCUCUUCCACCCACUUGCCUGCUCUCCUUCCCCCGGGUCAGGCCUGACCCAGGGGGUGGAACUGCAACAGGCACAAGUGUCGAUGCCAAGGCAUAGCUUCUUCUGGCACGGAGCCAGGGUCUGAUGAAGGAGCCUGCUGUGGGGCGCCUGUUUGUGCCCUUUCAAAAUUGCACCCGGGGCCACGGCACCCACCACGCUACACCUCUGGCUGCUACUAGCCACUAUGGACAACACUGAACUAGAAGGUUGAGUGUUCCAGUUUGAUAUAAGGCAGCUUCUCUUUCUCUGAGUAUUUCUAUAGAUAUCUAUAUUAUGGUAACACCUGUUUUGGAGAGGGAAUUACAACAGUCUUCCAAAGUUGAAAAUAUUGCACUUAUAGAGUGGCUUAAAAUUCCUAAUAAGUGUUCCAAGAGAAAAAGAAUCAGGAGCAGUUCUAAUCUGCCUUAAGGAGGAAGAAUGACUUUUUGUGCUUGCUUUUGGUCUGCUGGUUUCUGUCUCUUCUGUGCGCUCUCUCUGACUCACAUCUAAUUUAAAUCUGUUGUGUAGAUUGGUGCUGAGCCCUUCUGGUAAGAUUUCCUGCACUGUACUGAAACAGUCCAUGUCCUCACAGAUAUGAGUCAUUGGACACAACCCACUUGACUACUUGAGCAUACACCUGGCAUUAGUUGCCUUUCCAGUUUAGCAGCCCCAUGCCACCAAAGCACAUUUUAAGCUUUUCAGUUUCAAAAUGUGGCUUCUUGUUUCCCCGGGAAAGUGCUGAUUUGGCAAAGUAGCAUCUAGCUUGGGUGUGUGCAUGCGUGCUCUUGGGCACAUAUUCACUCUGUGUUUUUUAAAAAACAACUCCACUAUUGGGUGAGAGCGACUUCAGACAAUAUUGGAAUUAUUCUUUCCUCCCAUGUGAAAAAGUCUGGUCCUAUCCUGUAGCAAGGUGAAGCUGAUCAUUUCAGAUAGCAUAGGUGAAAGGGAUUGAUGAAUGCAGAAAUUAAUGUCUGAAGAGUGUAGCAAAACUUAAAAAGUUGAUUCUUUCAUGGUAAGGAGUCACAAUUUGAUGCUUUGCUUCAGGCAGCAAAAUAUUUUGGGCCAUGGCUGCAUGUGGACACGAGAAAUUAGGACAAGGAACGUGUGUUUAGUGUUUUCAGAAAAUAUUUAGCACCAGUUGACAUGUUAAGUACAAACAUUGUUCCUUUAAUAUCUAAAUUAUCACAGUGUGAAUUAUUUGGUUUUCUUAAGAUCUUAUCAACGUCCAACAGAGAAUUCCCAUGGCACCAUAAAUAAAAUCCAUUGCAGGAGCUCCCUUCUGCUCACACAACUCUUCUUCUAAAGCUUGAAAUAGUGUUCCUUUAUCUUCUAUAUUUGCUAUAUAACUAUUUCUAAUUGUCAUUUCUUAAUAACUGCAAAAAUAACAGUGCUCUUUGCGUGCCUCAAUUUAUUGCAGAAACGGCUUUUGGAUUCUGAUUUUAUCGAUCCUUUAAUGAGCAAGAAACCAAGGAUAUCUCAUCUUACCAAUAGAGUUCAACCAACACUAAAUGGUCACUUGACUGCUUCUGGUGAAAAGAAUGCUGAAGCUUCUCAGCCUCCCCCUCCCCCUGCAGUUGCUGCAACACCAGCUGCUCUGCCACUUCCUCCAACUUGCCUUCCUGUUUCAAAUCCUCCUCGGACUGUGAAUUCUAACUCCAAUUCCCCCAGCACUCCUGAAGGCCGGGGGACUCAAGACCUGCCUGUUGACACUUUGAGUCAGAAUGGCAGCAUUUAUGGGGACCAGCAUCAGAAAUAUACUUCUAGGACUCCGCUGGAAAUCCCAGCACCUGCUGAAGAUCUGUCAGUGUGCCCAAAGUCUACGGAUGAGAAACACUCAGCGUUGCACAAAAAAUCCAAGAAGAAGUCCAAGAAGCAUAAGGAGAAGGACCAAAUCAAAGACCACAACACUGGGAAUGCUGCAGAGAAGGAGAGAGACUGUGAAAAGAAGGAAAUUGUCAAACUGAAGAACUCCAGCCUGAAACUGAUUGAAGGUAUUGUCAUUGCUUUUCACUUUGGACGACCAAGGCACCUAUGCCCUAUAAUUACAUUAGCACUGAAGCAUGGGAGUUAUUUGCCCAUGGUAAUACCUGCAUACAGUAAUACCUGCAUACAGGUAGACAAGGGAUAGUUGAAUGAAGUGGUUACCUCCCAUGCCAACCCCUCCCUUGUCUCCAGGAUGCAGGCAUUCCUGUUCUUAGUGCAGGAUGGGGCCAGCCCAUAAGCAGUUAAACCCAUGCAAAUGUAAUACAUGGAAAUUCCCUGUCUCUUUCCUUUUGGCUGAACUUGAAAUCGGUUGCCAACGACCAAUGUAUAUUCAGAGCCACAUGAAUGAAAGCUUUAUACGGUGUAUAUAUCUUGCCUCCGAACAAUUUCUCUAAUCAGCUGAAGUAUAUAUUUGUACGCCUGUUCUUGUAAGGUUGUUUUUCUCUUUAUUAACUUGCAUACACAGUUUCAGUGCUGGAGAGAAGUAACAGCUGCAAAAAGCUGUGGGAAUGUACUCUUGACCAUCAUUUAUUCUAACCUGCCCCACAGAUUUUCUUUGUAUUGAUUUAAUCUAGUGGGUGGGACAGGAAUAAUAUUUAAAUCAUUGACAGUAAUGAACCCAGUAUGCAGCAGUCUACAAAUUUUGGCUGGCCUUGAUUAUCAGCCGCAAACUUACAGUCACCAGGGCACUGUCUCACCUCGGAGUUGAGUUUUGAGAAGGUCUACUGGGGUGUUGCUGAAAUCACAAUACUUAGAGAUAAGCCCCAGCAUGCUUGCAACUGAAGAGUAGGGCUAGGGUUUGCUUUGUACUUCGAAGUGUCUCAAGAGCAGAGAGUCAAGGUGACAAGCCCCCACUCCCCAUAUGAUAUAGGCUGGAGCUAUGCAUAAACAGCCGAAAGGCACAAGUUUGUUAUAUUGACUACUGUGACCACACUUGUGGCCCAAUUCAAGAACCACACCUCAUAACUUUUCAGAUAGCGAAAAAUACAACCAUGACUGAUGGCUGUAGCCUGGUUAAGUUAUUGGUGCACAUUAUUAAAGUACAUAGGCAUUCCAUUAGUAAAUAGCUAGAAAUAAUUAUUCAUACCAUUCUUUCAAUUUCUCAACUGUUAGAUUUGACAUUGUCUCAAGACACAGUAUUUAGAUACAGAGUUCCAGGCUUCCCCCAAUAGUUGUAGUGACAGCCACUCAGGGAACUUGAGUUGUUAUCCUGAAAGUUGACCACCUAUCUGUUGCCUUCCCUAUUUUAGAAAGGAUACAAAGAUGCUGUGGUUAAAAAAACCCAGACAGGGAGGAAAUAUAGCUGCUAUUUUUUUAAAAAGUUAUUGAAUAUCAGCAAUGGCACUGUGAUUUGUAACUUUCUAAAGGACCUAUGACACACUUUGUAGAGCCAAAUUUAGUUGUGAACUAUUAAAACUAUUUUGUGAAGUUAAAUAAAAAGUUGACUACAUAUUUGAACAAAUUCCUGUUUAAAUAUUAUUGCUGACUAGAUACAAUAGAUUUCCAAUUCACUGAGGCUCAUGACUUGGUUGUCCUAGUCAGGGCCUGGGACAAUAUGAAUUGUCUUUGUUUAGUUGCUUGGUCGCACAGGGUACUAUCACAGAUUCUUGGUCUUCUUUAUCAGACUAAGUCCAGCUUAAGAAACACACAUUUUAAAAUUAUAUUUUUAGGAAUACGAAAUAAGUUUUUCCUUUUCUAAUGUGUUAACUUGGAUUAUAUAUUGAUAUGAAAUACAUUAACCUACCACUAUAUUUGAUUGUGUUUGUUUGGCAGCAUUUUAAGAAAUCUAUAUAUAUAUUGCCUCACAUGUAAGUGCAAGUGCCUUCUGUUCAUACAAGAAAUUCUUUACAUCCAAGCAAUUAUUUUUAACCCUGCCAUUCUGAUGACAGAUAGAUUCAACCCAGUAAUUGCUUGUCAUCUUAUUUUAUAGUAAAUUAUUUGAUUAUCUUUGCAUAUUCAUAACUUUGUGUGAAGAGGAAGAAUUAGCAGAAAGAAAAGCACUUUGGCAUUCCACUCCAUUGUUGUUUAUUGUGCCCUAGUGAAAGCUGGAUGUUGAUGUAAAACUCCCAUCUCCUUUUGUCCACCGACAUCUGCCACAGAAAUUCUUGAAUUGCUGUGCAGAUGCCACAACUUGUCUUGAAAUAAUAGAAGGCUGACCUUAGGUUAAGACUGGACUGCUUUUAUUGUACGCAGACCAAAGUUCCUUUUGCAUUUUAAGUUCCUGCCAUUGGCUGAUUGAGAAUUUGUCAUGCAACUACUAUUAUAAAUAUUCAAUAGGGUGGUUUGCUCUUAAUUGUCUCUUAAAGCUAAUGCCUAGAAAGGAACCCUCUGUGUAGGCACUUGAAAGUCAAAUCCAGUUUGGUUUGGGAACAAUCUCUUAUCAAAGUGUGUAAACUUGUAUUUCUUUAUAGGUGUUGAAGAGACUUGCGCUUCCACCACAGAUCCUUUGUCAACAAGUGAACUACCGGACUACUUUGUGUAAGUAGGAUAAUGCUGGCGAAAGGGGAUAGAGUGGCAGGAAACAAUUUAUGCAGUGCUCCCUCAAAGUGAAAAAGCACUUAGUAACUAAGAAAGUUACUAAGUAAAGAGGGGAAAGCUGUCUGGAAAUGUUACUCUGUGUAAGAUUUCAAGUAAGGUAAAGGGACCCCUGACCGUUAAGUCCAGUCGCGGACGACUCUAGGGUUGUGGCGCUCAUCUCGCUUUACUGGCCAAGGGAACAGGCGUCUUGUCCGCAGACAGCUUCUGGGUCUUGUGGCCAGCAUGACUAAGCUGCUUCUGGCGAACCAGAGCAGCGCACGGAAAUGCUGUUUACCUUCCCGCCGGAGCGGUACUUAUUUAUCUACUUGCACUUUGACAUCUUUUUGAAAUGCUAGGUUGGCAGGAGCAGGAGCAAAGUGAUCUCACCCCAUCGUGGGGAUUUGAACCGCCGACCUUCUGAUCGGCAAGCCCUAGGCUCUGUAGUUUAGACCACAGCGCCACCUGCGUCCCAUUUCAAGUCUAUUUCAAGUAGACUUGCGUUAUUGCAGCUCUGCCAUGACUUUCCCUCCAAUUCCCAUGCUGAAGAGAAAAGUCUCUUAGUUGAUAUGCCAUCUCGAGGACUGGUUGUGAAUAAAGUUCAUGUUUACCUCACCUCUGGCCUUUUCAUAAGAAUAAAAUAGUCAAAAGUACCUGUGUUCUUUGGAUAGCUUGUCUGCCAUCUUGAUUCCUGGUAUUGAGAUCUGCCCGUUCAUCCUUCCAGAAAGUGUAAUCUGUUAAAAGAGUAACUCUCUUAGAUGAGAUAGCUGGCUGAAUUCAAAUUGUUCCCAGAAGUUUGGAGUCAAAUGACUCUCAGCAACCUGCACAGGGAAAAGCUCGGGCAAAUGGUAAGAAUUAACGCUAAAGGGGUCCUGAACCACAUAUGAUUCGGAUCUUGCGAAGUAGUCUAAGCCAGCUCCUAUGCAGUUCGCUCCCUUCUAUGUAUGUAUCUUGGCUUUAGCAUCAACUGUCACAGUGAUAGAGCAAAGGUUUGACUUAAUUAAUUCAUGGCAUUUGUAUGUUGCUUUUCCUACACUCAGAGAAGCUUGCAAAAUAAGUGUACUUACACAUUUAAAAGUAGUAAUAGAGAACAAUCCUAAGCAACUCCUUGACAGGAGCAGCUUAUCUUAUGGAGCCCAGCAGCAGCAGGAGCCUCCCGACAGCAGGGCCACUUCCACUUACAGGGAGUGGGGAGGCGGUGGCAAGGUUGGGGCUGGUAGAGCUAAUUCGCAUUCCCAAAGGGGUGUGCACAGAACCGCAACCUCACCGCCAUUUCACCCCUCGUAAGCAACAGUGAUGCUUCUUCCUAGAGGCUGUUGCUGUGGUUCCACCCCACUCAGUGAGUCAUGUCUGCUCCUUCACAACUUUGUAUUUUGCAUCAUAGUAUCACUUCAUAAGGGACGUGGAUGGCGCUGUGGGUUGAACCACAGAGCCUAGGACUUGCCAAGCAGAAGGUCGGCGGUUCGAAUCCCCGCAACAGGGUGAGCUCCCGUCGUCUGGUCCCUGCUCCUGCCAACCUAGCAGUUUGAAAGCACAUCAAAGUGCAAGUAGAUAAAUAGGUAGCACUCCGGCGGGAAGGUAAACAGCGUUUCCGUGCGCUGCUCUGGUUCACCAGAAGUGGCUUAGUCAUGCUGGCCACAUGACCCGGAAGCAGCAGUACGCCGGCUCCCUCGGCCAAUAAAGCGAGAUGAGCGCCGCAACCCCAGAGUCGGUCACAACUGGACCUAAUGGUCAGGGGUCCCUUUACCUUUACCUAUCACUUUAUAGCUUUCUGUUGAAAAGCACUUCAUAUUUUCAGUGAUGUCUGACACUAUUUCUGAAUUUAUUUGUUUUGGGCUUUUUGUUUGGUAUGUUCUGCAUCCAUUUUGUUCCCUUGGCAGCGGCUGAUUAUAAACACCAUUUUUUCUCCUUUCCCUUUUCGCCUUUUAAUUUGGCCAUGGCAGUCCAUGUGAUUUUGUUGACAACGGCACACUAGUAUGCCUUGCAAUUUUGUGGCGCAGAUGCAAACAAAAUCGUGUGGGUCACCCUUGAUAAAUGGCAUCGAAAGCAAAAGGGAGUGAAAAAGAAUAAUGGGACACAAAAGCCACUGCAGUCAAGGAAACAAAUAGGCAUCAAAACAACAUGAAUGUAUGGCUGCAUGAAUAUUCCUGUGGCCUAGCAGGCUACACCUGUUUUGAAAAAGCCAUUGCAAUGCAGACUGUUUAUAAUAAAAACAGCAAAACUCUUCAUGUAAAAAAUACUAUUGUUUUGACUUUUCUCUGCUCCUCUUCCCCAGAAUAUGUCUGUGCUUCAAAAUCAUUGUUGUUUUUCUAAAAGUUGAAAUAGAUCAUGUGGAGUGUGUGUGCUUCUUAGAUGAGAUAGUGGUGGGGGAAGUAAAAAACAAAAAUAUUGUCCAAUCAACUAAGCUCACUUAUUUUUUUAAAGCAUUCCCACCCAGCUGUUCAUCUGAAAAGGCUCCCAGAGUGCCUCACAAAGACCAGUGAUAAGACAGUCUCUGCCCUCAGGCUUAAAAAGAGACACAAAAGAAAAAGAGAUUAGGAUGAAGGAAGGGGAGGGGGAGUUGGGCAUUAGUUCUCAGUUAAGUUUUUCUAAUGACCAGCUGAGAGAGAAAUGGUUCAAGGAGAGGAGGAGCCAAUAGUUGCUCUUCUUCUGCUUAAGUCUUCCUCUUUUCUGCAACCUGAUGGAAUAGCUGCUGUCAGGCGAUAGUUGAGGAAGCUGAAACAUCUGGUGGAGCUGGCCUCUCAGCAGUGCCAGUGGUGUGGGACUGCAGCCUGCUUGGGGUGUAAACAUUUCUACAACUAGAACUUUGCACUGUUCAGACAUAACAUCUCCUCUUGGUAGAUGUCCAGUUUGCAGCAGUCACAGAUUUAGCUAUUAGCUAAUUAUUAACUAGUUAGUGCUAUUGUAGAAAUCCUGCUGAAAAGUAACUAUUUUCAAACAUCUGGUUGCUGAUUUUCAGUAUGUCCUGUUUGUAAUUGUUUCUUGAGACAAAGAAAAUGAAAUGCACAUUUUUAUGAGUUACUUGAAAUGCUUUUCCAACACCCCUAUGUGUUGGAAAGAGAUUUACUUCUCAUUCUCUAACAAGAUUUUUUUUAAAAAAAACCAUCUGUACUGGGGAUUUAAAUACAUGCAGUAAACCUAAUAACCCUUGGUGUAAAAAAAGGGGGGGGAAGAGCAGUGUGUGCUUUUGAAUGUUGUGAAUCGAAAUGCUGACACAACCUUGCCCAGUAGUGCUACUGUACAACAGGGCGGUGAGAGUGCAAUGACUCCAAUCAUGUUCACAUGACCCUUGUCCCUGGAAUCACGCUGCCUGCACAUGUCUAUCGCAUAUCAGCUGUAACUGGCACAGAGCCCUGUUUUGUUCUACUUGGGCAGCACACACUCCUUUUGUGCAGAAAAAUCUGAGACGAUGGUGUCUUGCAUUCCUGUAGAAACUCACUUGACGGUGUGGCUAGCAAUUUCUCUCCCAAAGGCACUGUUUGUUAGCAGUCAUGCAGAAAACAGAUAAAGGGUUGCAAGGCCAGUGGAAUAAUGUUUUUUUUAAUCUACAGUGCUGCCUAUGUACAUGGCGUUUUACAAAAAGAGAGAAAACGGGUCUUUAAGCACCUGCACUCUAAAAAUAGGCACAAGGGAAAUAAAGGAAGUGGAGAAUGAUGGAGGCAGUAGUAAAUAGAAGUAGAAUGUACCAUUAUUUCUCAUAAAUGUACUUGGGUUUAGUUACAAUCGGCUAUCGGGACUGGGGGUUGUCCCAGAGGCUUCAUAACAUGGCAAAUGCGGGUUUUGAGGAAGUACUUGAAGAGAGUAAACAACAUGGAAGUGUUCAGGAAGACAGUUUUGGGUAGAAGUUAUUUCAGGUAGGAGAAGACCUUCAGAUAGUUGAGGAGGGUGGAGCUGUAUGAGUAAUAGCUACAGUUAGGGUUGUGUCAAGAUACAAGAACUGAAUAUGGAAAGGCAAAGGCCAUGGAGGGUUGCGAAGGUACGGAUAAGAAUCUUGUGCAUGAUCUAGGAGCAAACAGGAAGCCAGUUUAGGGAAUUAAAGAGGGCUGUUGCAUGGUCAGAGCAAUGAAAAGGUGAAUAAUGAUAAAGUGAAGGGUAUAACGUAGGACAAUGCAAGAACAGAAAGGAGACAAUCUAUACUAUUGUUCCUUCUAAUUCCCCUAACCCGGCAGAGAGGGAGGCUUGGAGAUAUGUAGCAAUAGGCAGCAAUUAAUUUGAUUGCAUAAAAUGUAUUUCCACUAAAACAUCUUCAGUGAGGUGGAAGCUGUUUAUCUUUCCUCCCACACAAUCGUAGUUGAUACAGUACUGUAACCAUUUCUUAAGUCUUAGCCACCUGGGCUUUUUAUUAACUUAUUUAGUCCACCCAAGUCAUGAGAUUUUGCCUGAUAUUUAAAAGGUCCUUCAGUUGUAUUAAUUGUAGGAAAUAUAAACUAUAAUCAGAUUCACAGAAUAAUUUUAAAAACCAGCAGUGUUUGAUUUUAAUAUUCUUGGUUCCUAUGUAAAAAAUGCAUGUCAUUGUGAACAUUUUUUUGAACAAAAUAACCGGUAACCUGGAGAUUGCAGAAACUAAAUUCUGACUAGUUAAAAGGUGGUUAGAUCACCAUGACAGUGAAGGGGGAAUUAAGUAAUUUAUACCUCUUAAUAAGUUUUUAAGGGGAAGUGAAUUAUGGUAACCUUUAAAAAAAUUACAAUACCAUGAAUUUUAAAUCUUGUUUAUUUUAUUUCUUCUUUUUUUAAAAAAAGAAAAUACAUAGCUAUUAUCUCUUAUGAACAACGACAAAGUUACAAGGAUGACUUCAACGCAGAAUAUGAUGAAUAUAGAACCUUGCAUGCAAGGAUGGAGAGUGUUACUAGAAGGUUUAUGAAACUAGAUGCACAGCGUAAGCUGGUUUCUCCAGGAUCAAAAGAAUAUCAGGUAAAACUUGCUUUCCACCUUCCUCUGAUGUUAAUGUAGCUUUAACCUUCAUCCAAGUAUGCCUCAUGAUUUGGAUUAGUAUUGUUGGACGCACGUUACAUCUGUUCCCCAUGGUAUGGCCAUAAUGUUAAGUUCUAUAAGAACUUUUGACUGUACCUUGUAUGUGCCAAAUCCCUCCAUGGAGGCCUUAUAGAGAAUAACUUUUGGGAAAUGUUCCACAAUUGUGAUCAUUCCUGUCCUGCAGACUUGGUAGAGGCUGGUUCUAUUUUGUAAACCCCGUCACAUCUUUUUAUUUUGGGAAGUGAUGGAUCUUUACUUUCCUUGGCAAGGCUUAAACUAGUAUUGGAUUCUUUUAGGAGAAUUAUUUACAUAUCAAUCAUGAACUGAUCUGCAGUGUUUACUCCCAUUCUCUGGUUCAAACCAAUAUAGUGAUUAGGGAUGUAGGUUCAUCAGUCUUGUGCCCUCAGAUUACUUUAAGAUAAAUGAGAAGUAGUGCUUGCUGCUGGGUCUUAAAACCAAUGAUUAGUGAUGACAAAGAGUUGUGCAAGAGCAGGAUGAUGCUCAUGUUGUGGUAGGAUCAACAAUAUAUUUGUAUAAACUUGGUUCUUUUGUCCUAGCCUCUAACCCCUGGAGUAUUGCUUAGCACAAACACAACAGGAGGAGAGGAGACUUCCUAAAGUGUCUAGUCGGAAAGCUCUCUGAUGCUGAAAGGCAGUGCCCGCAUUCAGCAUUCACAUUCAGCAUAUCUUGGUUUAAUAAACUGAGAUGAACAUUUGCUCACACUGCAAAUGGAAGAGCAAAGGGGCUGUAUGCAUGCAGUGUAAACCAACCAACCAGAAAGCCGCUAAUUAGCCAUAGCUUCCUGUUUCUUUUUUUGUCAGUUUUAUUGGUUUUCCAAAUUUUAGCUUGAUUAUGAAAAUUAUACUAAUUAUUUCCAAAUUAAUACAAUUUUGUUCAAGUGGCUUCCCACAUGCCAUUCUUGAUGCGUCUUUGUCAUCUACUAAUACUGUGUUUCAUACUCCUAUUUACCUCUGGUUAUAUUCCAUUUUAUAAAAUUAUCACUUAGUCAACAGCUGUACUCCUAAUGAUUUCCAUUCAUUGUAUUAUAUUAUUUAACUUUUCAUAUAACAUCAAGUGAGGAGCAAUAUUUCUUUUCUUUUCAGUCCAGAUGUGAUCUGAUAAAUCCAGUUGUUGACAUUCAUUGGUCUUGUGUAUCUGCCAUUAAUGUAUUAAACUGCAUUCUUUGUUGGCUGGUCACAAUACAGUGGUACCUCAGUUUAAGAACAGUCCUGUUUACGAACGAUUCAGUUUAUGAACUCCGCAAAACCAGAAGUAGUGUCCUGAUUUGCAAAUUUUACCUUGGUCUAAGAACGAAAUCCGAACAGUGGAAGGGCACCGGUGGUGGGAGGCCUCACUAGGGAAAGCACGCCUCGGUUUAAGAACGGACUUCCAGAACGGAUUAAGUUCAUAAACCGAGGUACCACUGUAUUGUUGUUCCAUUGUGAUUGGGGUGGACAGCUGAAAUCUCAAGGAUAGCUCCAAUCUUCCUCUGCUCAGUUCCUGUCCCUUCCAUCCCAUAGUAGGAAGUUCCAAAGGAACUAUAGUCUUCUCCUUUCAGUUGGUCAGCUAGAUCAACAGGAAAUUGCCAUUUUCUUCCUCAGUCUGAAGGCAGGGUAUUUUUCUCCAAGUAUAGCUGACAAGUGGUGACCACCGUCCCGCUCCCAUCAGAAGCAUCUCCAGAGACCCUGCACCGCUUCACACAUACGUUGCAAAAUUCCUCUCACCUCCACAGUGACUUUUUACUUUUUGGCCCAUGUUCUUCCUCUUAAACAUAAGUUGUAUCUCAACAUUGCUUUAAGUUCAUAGUCCCCUUGGGGGGGGGGGUGUUUAAGCUCUAGCCUCCAGUGACAUCCAUCAAAACAACAAAGCUCUCCCACAAAUCAUAGUUUCCUGUUUCAUCCAAACUGGGAUACUGUAGCUUCAGUAUUCCAUGGAUACCAGCUCCAGAACAAGCCAAGACAUUAAGCAACAGUUUGAAGUUGGUUUAUAGUCUUAUUCAUAUUUUGGCCUAGUAAGCUGAGAUAUGAUUGUCUGAACUGGCUCAGUGACUCUUUGUUACUGACUGUUCUUCUCUAUUAGUGAGCGAUUCUUUUUCUCUGCAGAGAAGGCAGAAAUGAGGGGCUCUACCAAAUGGGUUUUCAAACUGUAAUACCAAAUUCACACCAUCCCAAUUCUUGAGGGGAGAGUGGGAGUUUUUGGUAAAAUGAAUGUGUGAUCCAGGAAUGUGUUAAGAUGGAUGUUCUUACUGUACAGUGUCUUCAGUUAAUCUUAAGGUAAUUGUUAAUUGCUAGCUGUACUUAGUAACCAUAAAUUUAUCCUUAAACUUGUAGAUCCUUCAUGAUGAAGUUUUACAAGAAUAUCGGAAGAUCAAACAGGUUUGUAUAACCUAUACUUAAUUAUUGUGUAUGGUGUAUGUAUAAAACAGUAUGCCAUGGCAGUUGAAUAGGAUUAAUUAGAGCUCAGAGUUAAUAUCAAAAAGACCUAAUUCCUGUACUCAUAUUGGCUUCACUGUAUAGAAUUCUAGCACUUCUAAUUUUACAGUGAAAUGGAUUAAAGCACAUAUUUAGGUGACGUGUAUUUAAAUACUGAAACCAUAUUGGAUCAUUGCCUCUCGGAUUCUCAUUGCAUUGGGCUUGCUUUUCAGUCUGGACAAAUGCUUCUAUUUGUCUGUUUUUAAUACGUUUGUGGCAAGUGUUUUGUUUUGGCUUCUAUGAUGUGAAUUGUGAAUCUUCAUAUGAGUGAUACACAUUUUUGUCCUGCCUUCUAUAGCAUUCCACUCUCCAACUGAAUCCUCUAGCCAUAGUGACAGCCAAGGCUUGGUAUUGAUCCCAGAUAUUCAGAAUUAUAAAUAGUGCUCUUAAAACAAUGAGAAUUUUAGAAAUGUGACUUAGAAAUGAGGCUCUAAUUGACCAUAUGCCUCUUCUUAUGUGCUCUCCCUCAUUUGCUGCUUAAAACUGAAGGAGUAAUUGCAAAUAUGGUACUGAGCAUCUGUAUGCCUUAUGUGGCUGCAUCACUUUCUGAGCCUGGGCACAUAACUUAGGAAGCAGAGCAGAGCUGGAAAGGGAAGUGACAGUCACUCAGGCCUUGGAAGAACCAUCUGUUGAGGAUUGGGGAGGAGCCUUCUGCCAGAGAGGCAUGAACUGAGAAGGACAUCAGCUGGUCCCAUUGGCGGAGGUGGAGAGAGGCAGAUGAGGGUGGUAGAAACCCCACAACAAGUGUUUUUCACAUGAGCAAUCGAGAUACAUUAAUGUCUGAAUCCCACUAAAGUGCAAGAGGCUUCAUCCUAUCUCAUGUAACUGUGUUCAUUGGGCUCCCCCUGCACAGUAGGAUUUAGAAGUACCUAGUAUUCCCUGCAUUGUACCUCCUGCUUCCAGAAUUUUACAGAGUUCCUAAAAAUUCUGGGUCAAUUCAUGUAUGUUAAACCCAUGUUAAAACUGCGAGAGUGACUGCAAGGACCCAGCAGUGUGGAGGAAGUAGUACAUGAUCUGGUUCAGCCAUGGGUCCAAAAGCAAUAGCUGUGCUCAAUUCUCUUUUGUGCGGUAACCAUUUUUUUCAGUUACCACAGUGAUCAAAUUAGUUCUGGGAACCCAUGGCUGUAUUUGUGGACAUGUCACACACUUUAUAUGCAUUAUGUCUCCAGAAGCACAUCCUGGGUCCACAUAAAGCACUUCACAAACAUCUCAGCUAGUCCCGUUUUGAAACAAAAUGGCACCUGUCCUUUCUACUGCAGUACGAUAUGCAGCCAACCUCCACUGUAACUGCAAGGCCACGUUAGUAUUGGAACAUUGCUUGUUCCUAUGUAGCAUUAGUUAGAUAUGCCUUUUGAAUACUGUGUAUGUCAAGAGUUGUCUCAGGUUACACCAUGGAUUCUCUGAGAAGGAAGUACCCUCAUUUUUUAAAACAUGUGGUCGCUGCCAGAUCUGUCACCAGCCUUAAGCAAAACACACAAGUUGCUUGAUAGGCAGAGAACAGAAUACAGUGAAUUACACUGUAUAAUUGCGUAAGUGUCCCUGAUUAUUGUGCAGGACCUCUCGGCAUCAGUGCCAACGACCAUGGUGUCCUCGUGAACUGUGUAUCUGAGAUGGGUUUAAGAGCCCAACUUUGGGAUGGUUCCAAUUCUUUCUGAAUUGGUAGGUUUCAGGAGAUGCUUGUGGCGGGGAGGGGGGCAAAUUAGGUUUUGUUUUAUCUGUGGUUUUACAUGCUUGCAUAUUUAAUUACUUUUUAGCAUUGUUUUGUGGUUUAUAUACCCUCAGUGUCAGAUAGGACGAUGAGAUAUAAAUAUGCUAAAUAUAUACUCUGUAUAUAGUUAGAAUUUUACGUUUGUUUCUGUUGCAGUCUAGUCCUAACUACCAUGAAGAAAAGUACAGAUGUGAAUAUCUCCACAACAAGCUGGCUCACAUUAAGAGACUUAUAGGUGAAUAUGACCAACGGCAUGCAGAGUCAUGGCACUAGGGCUCUGGACCAGAAGAUGUGAAUAAACUAAAGAUUAUUUAUUUAAAAUUCCAUAUGACUUGCUCUAAGGUUUAAAAACAAAGUGAAAUCUCUAAUGCGGGAGUUUCAGCAUUAGCAGGCCGAGUUGCUGUUUUUCUUGAUGGUGAGGAUGUUGCUUCCCUACAUAGUUGAAGCUGCUUUUUCCCCCGGUCCCUUUUUAUCCUUAACAUUUACUCGUUUAUCCAUGGAAAUCAUUUUACCAUUGGGUACUGGGGAUCCAGUCUCUGUAGUUCUGAGGUUGUGCACAUUUUUAAAAUAUAUAUAUAUAUAAAUUGUAGCAGAAGCAGAUGCUUUUGGAUGAAUUACAAGCCUGUUUUCUUCCUGACUUUUUCUUGUUAAUGCAAAAACGAUUUGCCUUAAAUGGUAGAAAGUUUAAAAAUUUGCACAAUAAAAUAAACAUUGUUUCUGGAGGGUUCAGAGGUGUGUAUGUGUGAAUGCCCACAUGCACACACCUAUCAACAAGAGUAACUUAUUUCUGUGAUUUCAACCCCCACUGCAAUGAUUGCCUUACAUUGUUUGCUUAUGUAUCUGAAUUGUACUUAAUCCAUUUCUCCAUAAACACAUCUUCCCGGUACAUUAAAAUGGGAAGCACUACUGUGUCUGAAAUAAGUGUGUGUGUAUGUCUGCGUGUGUGCAUGAGAGAGAGAGAGAGAGAGAGAGAGAGAGAGAGGAGGGGGUUGUGUGCGUACACAGUUGGGGGGUAAAUCUGCUAUAUAGGCCAAAUGUUCAGGUUGACAACUGACAAGUGUUAAUGCAGGGUUUUUCCCCAAUAAAACUGCUGCAUCUGUUCUGGAAGACAAAUAUUUCCAUUUCAACAAUUUCAACGAUUUGUCAGCUUUCUUAUCCAGGAAAAAUUGAUACUUUACAAAAAAAAAUAUUCUAUAGUUUUGGGGCAAAAUUAUAAAAUUAACAUGUAGGUGACCUAUUUAUAUACUGCUAUAAAAGUAUUUUUGAAGAGAAUAUGCAAUGAAGCUAUUGCCUACAUGAAAUGUAUAUUUAAAGAUUUUUCUUCCUGUGUGUCAGGAAUAUAACAAAGAUGUAUUUAACUAUAAAAUACUGUGAUCAUCAAACAGCACAAACUUUCAUUUCAUGCAGUUAAUUGGUUUAAUUUAAGUUAAACCGUCACUUUAUCAUGUGGGAACAUAAGUUAUUUGGUCACAAAAUUGACUUAUACUUGUCUUUUCUUUUGUCUUAAUAUAUUUCUUUCAAAAGUGCUGCCAAUUGAAAAGGGAAGCAUUAUGUUUACAAGUCUGAUUUUAUUUUAUUUUUUGGAAUGUUUGCCAAAAUUUUGGUAGUAUCUUUAAUAAACUUGUCUCCAGCAUCAA